GUCCGAUUUGUAUAGUAUGACGGGUCAAAUGGAUCCGGACCGGGCUGGUCCGAAUAGGAAUAAAAAACCCCAAGUCCCUAAACCUAAAAAACAGACACCAGCGGCAGCACGCAACAAAAACUGAAAAACACGAGACCACCGCAGUCAUCACUCGCGACGUGAGACGGCGAGACCUCCACCUCCUCACCGCUGCCUUGCUGCGCCGCCGCGACGCGAGAGUGAAAGACGGCGAGACCUCCGCACCGCUGCGCCGCCACUAGAGCUCCUCGCCCUCACCCUCGCGAGACCCCCUCAUUCCUCAUUCAGUCUCAGACUCUCAGCACCUCACCGGCGCCGUUAGAGACAGUUCUCGUUGGACCUCACCCUCUCAUCCUCACGGACCUCGCCGCCAUUGAUCCUCAUCUUCACGGACCUCAGGAAUGCCAGAACGCAAACCAGUUGUUGGGUUAUCAUGGCAACCACAGUUGCCUAUUCCAUCAUCAUUAAAAGCCACUGAUGGGUCUCACACCAAACCUCAAACUGAGGCAUCAAGCACUGUUAGGAAAUCCAGUUCAGAGCUGGUUGAUGGCCUUUUUGUCCCUCCAAAUGAUCCCAAAAAAUUAAACAAGUUACUGAGAAAGCAAGCUAAAGAUACUGCUGGGAAAAAUUGGUUCAAUAUGCCAGCCCAAACCAUCACCCCUGAGUUGCAGAAAGAUUUGAAGUUAUUAAAGUUGAGGGCUGCCCUUGAUCCAAAGCGGCACUACAAGAAAGGUGAUUCCAAAUCGAAGACACUUCCCAAAUAUUUCCAGGUUGGGACAGUUGUAGAUUCUCCGUUGGACUUUUUCUCAGGCAGAUUAACAAAGAAGGAGAGGAAAGCAACGCUUGCAGAUGAGCUGCUUUCUGAUCAAAACCUUGCAGCCUAUAGGAAGCGGAAGGUUCGAGAAAUUGAAGAACAAAAUCGACCAGCUGGGAAUGAAAAGUGGAAGAUUAAGGGUAGUAAUUCCCGUAAGCGAGCUAAGGAAAGGAGGAUUUACUGAAGAUUAAGGGUAGUAAUUCCCGUAGGCACAAAUUAUAAUGCUUUUUGCAGUUUAGAAUUAUUACAGGUUAUUUGAAAUACCUUAGCUGUAAAACCUAUUGAUGAUGCUAUGUGUUCUUCUAUCGUGUUUCAUAUUGUCAUCUUUGUUCACAUUAUAAAGAUUUAGGGGAAAUUGCACUCACCUUUCCACACG
Messenger RNA from Glycine soja, 1208 nucleotides. Its product is annotated as rRNA-processing protein fcf2-like. The coding region runs from base 420 to 1016 and encodes 198 amino acids. The transcript is spliced from 6 exons. Gene Ontology annotation, cellular component: nucleolus. Gene Ontology annotation, molecular function: RNA binding. Lineage: Eukaryota; Viridiplantae; Streptophyta; Magnoliopsida; Fabales; Fabaceae. Gene Ontology annotation, biological process: RNA processing. The record is from RefSeq and is a predicted model, not a curated record.